UUCCUCGAUAUAUACGAAACCAACUGAAGCAACAAACUCAGAAAGCAAAACUUCAUUUUUUUUCUCUUUCGCUUUCUCUGGAAAAAUCAUCGUCGUCGUUUUUCCAUUGUCAUUGUCGUUUAUAUUGUUUCAGUUUUCAUGGAAAGAGUUGUUGGUGGAAAGUAUAGAAUUGGUCGGAAAAUUGGUAGUGGAUCAUUUGGUGAAAUUUAUAUUGGGGCACAUAUUGUGACUUCUGAGCUUGUUGCCAUUAAGAAGGAGAGCAAGAAAACCAAACAACCACAGCUACUAUAUGAGGCAAAGUUAUAUAAUAUUCUUAAAGGAGGAAGUGGUAUUCCAAGAAUGAAAUGGUUUGGUACUGAUGGAGACUAUAAUGUUCUAGUUCUUGAACUUAUGGGACCGAGUCUCGAUGACCUCCUUUACUACUGUAGUGGCAAGUUUUCGCUAAAAUCGGUUUUGAUGUUGGCUGAUCAGAUGCUUACGAGGAUAGAGUUUCUACAUUCGAAGGGAUUACUGCACAGAGAUAUCAAACCAGAUAACUUCCUCAUGGGUCUUGGGAAGAAAGCAACUCAGGUUUGUAUGAUUGAUUUUGGACUUUCAAAAGGAUAUAGGGAUCCUAUCAGUUACAAGCAUAUCCCUUACAGAGAGAACAAAAACUUAACAGGAACAGCGCGUUAUGCAAGUUGCAAUACUCAUAAAGGAAUUGAGCAAAGUCGCAGAGAUGAUUUGGAGUCUCUUGGCUAUGUUCUUUUGUACUUUUUAAGAGGAAGCCUUCCUUGGCAGGGUCUGCAAGCUGCCACCAGAAUGCAAAAAUAUGAAAAAAUUUGCAAUAUGAAGUUCUCAACUCGUGUUGAGGUACUUUGCAAGUCAUAUCCCGUGGAGUUUGCGUCUUACUUUCAUUAUUGCCGCUCCUUGUCAUUUGAUCAACGACCAGAUUAUGGAUAUUUGAAGCGACUGUUUCGUGAAUUGUUCACUUCUAAAGGAUAUGAGGCUGACUAUUUAUAUGACUGGACGAUUUUAAAAUAUCAGGAGAUUCAACAGGCAAAGGAACAAAAUCUAUCAAUUGCUCCAGUUGCUAUGCCUACCAGUCUUGAGCCAGUGGAUGUGGAUGAGCAUACAGAAGUCAAUGAUUGUACUCAAAAUGCUGUGGCAAAACCAACAAUCUAUACCGAUCGCCCGCGUGUUUGUAUGAAGCUCAGGGUAGCUGUUGAAAAUACCGAUCUUGAUGAUGAGAUUGAAACAGAUAAACAGAAUGUGAAUACUAGUUUACCUAUUUCCACUGUCACGCCUAUAGUGUCUACAGAAAAUGUCGCAAAACCAGAAAGCACUGUAGAAGUCUCAAACCCGGAUGGCGUGUUAGGGAGUAAAUGUGGUGUUCCAGAUGAUGUUGUUCCUUCACUACGCCGAGUUUCAUCCAUCAAUUAGAAGUGUUGGGUGCAGAAAUUUGAAAUAUUCAGGAUGAAAAAAUUCGCUUUGUUAUGAAGCUUCAUUGAGCCUAAGGAGAAGCAUGAUUUGAAGUUGAUCAAAGUGUUUUGACCUGUUUUUUAAGAGAUCUCGGUUGAGGGCUCUAAGUGCACUACUGAUGGUGUAUAAGAAACUCCAAGAAAGUUGAAGGAAGUUCUGAAGUUGAUUGACUUGCCAGUCGCCAAUUUUCGAAGAAACUGCUGCUUAUUCGAAAUUGGAAGACAGUUACCAACCGUUACAAAAGCAACAGAAUAAAAAAUUGCCAAGGCAUUAGUUUCUUUUAGUUAUAGUUUGAAUUAAAAUCUUGUUAGAUAAUAGAUAUACCUAGACAGUUGCUACAUUGCUUGGAAAAUAUGUGUUAGGCUCUUAAACAUGGUAGUUAAUUACUUAAUUAUCUUAUAAAUUCUAGUAUCAGAUAUAUAAUAGGGGCUGAAGUUCUCACACUAAUAACCUCACAUGCCUACCAUAGGUUAUGUACUUUGAAUUUUUUUCAAUCAUUUCCUCGUAUUUUUUUUAUGACAGUGUUAGGAUUAGUUGGAGUUUAUCAUAGGUAGUUGCAAGUUGGUUAGGACUAGUUGAAAGUUUGUGAAGAUUAGUAAACUUAGUUAGGAUCAUUGUAUAAAGUGUACCUUACACUUAUUGUAAUCAACUUUUCUCAUUGUAUCAAUUCGAAAUAAUCAAUCUUUCUCUCAA
Molecule: messenger RNA, 2154 nt
Organism: Trifolium pratense (red clover)
Lineage: Eukaryota; Viridiplantae; Streptophyta; Magnoliopsida; Fabales; Fabaceae
Product: casein kinase 1-like protein 3
Exons: 15
Coding region: 139-1422 (427 amino acids)
Biological process (GO): peptidyl-serine phosphorylation; endocytosis; signal transduction
Cellular component (GO): cytoplasm; nucleus
Molecular function (GO): ATP binding; protein serine/threonine kinase activity
Source: RefSeq, a predicted model, not a curated record